UUUUGUUUUGCUGGUGAACAAAGCUGCAAAGAGCUGCAGGGAUCAGGAUUCGAGAAGAACCGAACCGAACCGAACCGAGAGUCGAGUGCCAUGGAAGUGUUGAAGAAGGAUGCGGCCUUGGGUUCGCCCAGCAGUGUCUUCUACUUCCUGCUGCUGCCCACGCUGAUGCUGUGGUACAUCUAUUGGCGCCUGUCCCGGGCCCAUCUCUACAGGCUGGCCGGAAGGCUGCCGGGACCCAGGGGAUUGCCCAUUGUGGGUCAUCUGUUCGAUGUGAUUGGACCGGCCUCAUCCGUUUUCAAGACAGUCAUCCGGAAAAGUGCCCCCUUUGAGCACAUAGCCAAAAUGUGGAUCGGUCCCAAGUUGGUGGUCUUCAUCUAUGAUCCUCGGGAUGUGGAACUGCUCCUGAGCAGCCACGUCUACAUUGACAAGGCGUCCGAGUACAAAUUCUUCAAGCCCUGGCUGGGUGACGGCCUCCUAAUCAGCACAGGUCAGAAGUGGCGUUCGCAUCGCAAACUGAUCGCACCUACAUUCCAUCUAAAUGUCUUGAAGAGCUUUAUUGAGCUCUUCAACGAGAACUCGAAAAAUGUGGUGCGGAAGCUGCGUGCGGAGGAUGGUCGCACUUUUGAUUGCCAUGAUUACAUGAGCGAAGCAACCGUGGAGAUUCUAUUAGAGACAGCAAUGGGAGUGUCGAAGAAAACGCAGGAUAAAUCCGGCUUCGAGUAUGCCAUGGCCGUGAUGCGAAUGUGCGAUAUCCUUCAUGCCCGCCAUCGCAGCUUCUUUUUGCGCAACGAGUUCGUCUUCACCUUGACCAGGUACUACAAGGAGCAGGGACGGCUGCUUAACAUCAUCCAUGGACUGACCACCAAGGUGAUACGGAGCAAGAAGGCAGCCUUCGAGCAGGGCACACGAGGCUCCUUGGCCCAGUGUGAGCUGAAGGCGGCGGCCUUGGAGAGGGAGCGUGAACAGCAGGAGCAGGCGGAGAGUCCUGCCAGUGAGGCCAAGAAUCCUAUCCCGACUCCAACUACAACAACAGGCACAACUACAAGCACCAGUACAGGCACACCGGUGGCAGGACUCUCUUAUGGCCAGUCAGCGGGACUCAAAGACGAUCUGGAUGUGGAGGAUAAUGAUAUUGGGGAAAAGAAGCGUCUGGCCUUUCUCGACCUAAUGCUCGAGAGUGCUCAAAAUGGUGCCCUCAUAACGGAUACGGAAAUCAAAGAGCAGGUGGACACCAUUAUGUUUGAAGGACACGAUACCACCGCAGCUGGCUCUUCGUUUUUCCUCUCAUUGAUGGGCAUACACCAGGGUAUACAGGAUCGAGUGCUUGCCGAGCUGGACACGAUUUUUGGGGACUCACAGCGACCGGCCACGUUUCAGGACACUUUGGAGAUGAAGUAUCUGGAAAGGUGUCUAAUGGAGACGCUACGCAUGUAUCCGCCCGUCCCAUUGAUUGCUCGCGAGCUGCAGGAGGAUCUUAAGCUAAAUUCGGGCAACUACGUGAUCCCCAGGGGCGCCACGGUAACGGUGGCCACUGUCCUGCUGCAUCGCAAUCCCAAGGUCUAUGCUAAUCCCAAUGUCUUUGAUCCGGACAACUUUCUGCCGGAGCGACAGGCCAAUCGUCACUAUUACGCCUUUGUGCCCUUCUCCGCGGGACCACGCAGCUGUGUGGGGCGCAAAUAUGCGAUGCUCAAGCUGAAGAUCCUUCUGUCGACCAUUUUGCGAAACUAUCGUGUCUACUCGGAUCUGAGCGAGUCGGACUUUAAGCUCCAGGCGGACAUUAUCCUGAAGCGGGAGGAGGGCUUCCGCAUCCGGCUGCAGCCGAGGACCAGAUGAACCAGGACAUCGUGGAUCAAUGGACACAGCAAAACACCGUACACAAUAAGCAACACAGAACGGACACUUAUCCAUACAUAUAUCUCUCUACUUGUUGGCAAGUGAUAGUCACCGGUUUAUACAGUAAAUAUUAAUUAUAAUAAAUAAUAAACGUGCUCCCAACACUCGAUUUAUUGAAUAGUAAUAAUAAUUAUGCUUUUUUCGCAUUUAACACGAAAAACAAUAAUAACAACAGCAAUUAUCAUCAUCUUCCUUU
Messenger RNA from Drosophila serrata, 2089 nucleotides. It is a transcript of the gene Cyp4g15, whose product is annotated as Cytochrome P450 4g15. NCBI's taxonomy places the organism in Eukaryota, Metazoa, Arthropoda, Insecta, Diptera, Drosophilidae. The record is from RefSeq and is a predicted model, not a curated record. Gene Ontology annotation, molecular function: iron ion binding; heme binding; monooxygenase activity.